UGGCACCAGCCCGUCCAAGCCAACGCUUGAUGCAUGCAGUUGCCGGGCAAUUGCAGGGCCCGUCAACGCCGCUUCGAUCGAUCUCCCAGCGUCUGGGAUCAUUCGGAUUGAUCGCCGACGUGCAAUACGCAGACGAUGACGACGGGUGGAACUACCGGAAGACGUCGCGUCGAUACUACCGUCAUGGGCUGCAAGUGCUUCGAUGGGCUACUGCCGAUUGGAUCGAUGAAGCCGCGAUAACACCUCGUUGCAUGCGCUUUGCCGUCGACUUGGGUGACGUCAUCGACGGCAAGAACGAACCGGUUGGGGCAUCGUACUCGGCGUUGCGCGCAGCGACCGCAAUAUUUGACGAAUUUCAACAUGCUGUUGGCCCAGUGCAUCACUGCGUUGGCAACCACGAGCUGUACAAUUUCUCCAAGGCCACUUACGUCAAGGAGGUAACCCUCCACACGCAGUCACGUCACGCCGACGACGCAAGCAUUCCACCGCGUGCCACAGCCGUCGCGUACUACACCUUCACUGAGCCGUCGCUGCCGUCGUAUUUGUUUGUCGUGCUCGAUCCAUACGGUCAGUCGACGAUUGGAAGCCCCGUGGACUCGCCUGAAUACGCCAACGCCGUCGAGUUCCUCAGCCGAAACAAUCCGAACGAAAACAAAAACUCAUCGCUUGGAAUGCCUCGCGACGAAUCGCUGCGCUGCACGGAGUUCAACGGCGCCGUGGACGACACCCAGUUGGCAUGGCUCGCGAACGUCCUGGCCACCGCUGUCGCAAACAAGCAGAACGUGGUCUUGUUCACCCAUGUCCCAAUUCACCCGGACACGUGCCGCCCAGGUGGUGUCUUGCUCUGGAACUAUGCCAAAGUUACAGCGCUGCUGGACGGGCACGCGUCGUCGGUGCGCGCGGUCUUUUCUGGCCAUUCGCACAGAAAUGGAUAUGCUGAAGACCACGGUAUUCAUUACAUGGUAUUCCAUGCUGCCCUCGAAUGCCCUCCCACCGACAACGAUGCCGAGAACCGAGCGUACGCUACUGUCGACGUGUACGAAAACGGCCUGCACGUACGCGGGGCCGGAGUCAUCCCGUCCAAGACGAUUUCCUGGUAGGCUGAUAGAUCGAGUCGCCAUGUUAUAAAAACACUACCGUCGGCGCCAGAACCCGUGCAUGGGCUUUGUGUUGGCAACUUCGCUUGCUCCAGUCGAUGGGUAUUAUUGGA
Messenger RNA from Aphanomyces invadans, 1210 nucleotides. RefSeq lists its product as hypothetical. Lineage: Eukaryota; Oomycota; Saprolegniomycetes; Saprolegniales; Verrucalvaceae. Gene Ontology annotation, molecular function: CDP-glycerol diphosphatase activity; 2',3'-cyclic-nucleotide 2'-phosphodiesterase activity; manganese ion binding. The coding region runs from base 30 to 1100 and encodes 356 amino acids. The transcript has 3 exons. The record is from RefSeq and is a predicted model, not a curated record.